CUUCUUUCUCUCUCAUUGUACACCUGGCCUUGCAAUCUCCCUACCCUUUCACCACGCUCCUCCAUUCGAACCAGUCUCUGUUUGUACCAAAAAUGGCGAACCGACAGUCGGGCGAAACGUAUAACGAACGCUCGAAAGGAAAAGACGUACGGACUUCCAACAUUGUCGCUGCCAAGUCCGUUGCGAAUGCCAUUCGAACGUCUCUCGGCCCUCGCGGAAUGGACAAGCUCAUUCAGCUUUCCGGAAAUGAAGUCGUCAUCUCCAACGAUGGCGCCACUAUUCUUUCCAAGAUGAAGGUCCUGCACCCCGCCGCCAAGAUGCUCGUUGAGUUAUCGCAAUCCCAAGACAUUCAAGCAGGAGACGGCACCACGACGGUCGUCGUCUUAGCUGGUGCGCUCUUGGAAGCCUGUGCAUCCUUACUUAGCAAAGGGAUUCACCCUACGCAGAUUUCUUCCAGCUUUUUACGUGCUGCCGAGGUGGCCUGCGGAUUUUUGAAACAAGUCGGCAAGCCCGUGGCGUUGCAGGAUCGGGAAAAACUCUUGCAUGCCGUCGAAACCUGCCUUUCCUCCAAGGUCGUGGCUCAGAAUUCCGAUUUGCUCGCUCCAAUUGCCGUUGACUCCGUCUUGAGUCUCAUGGACAAGGAAUUACAGGAAAACAAUGUCGAUUUGCGGGAUAUUCGUAUGGUACAGCAAAUGGGUGGGACCGUGGACGAUACCGAACUCGUUGACGGGCUCGUUCUUACCAAGGGCGCCAGUAAGACUGCCGGCGGACCCUCCGCCAUGAAGGACGCUAAGAUUGCCCUCAUUCAGUACUGCUUGUCGGCUCCCAAAACCGACAUGGACAACAACGUUGUGGUGAGCGACUACGCCGCCAUGGAUCGUAUCCUGCGCGAGGAACGCAAGUACAUUCUCAAUCAAUGCAAACAGAUUAAGAAAAGCGGGGCGAACGUCGUAUUGAUCCAAAAGUCGAUUUUGCGCGAUGCCUACAACGAAUUAAGUCUGCACUUUCUGGCCAAAAUGGGGAUUCUGGUAGUUACGGAUAUUGAGAGACCCGACGUUGAUUUCAUUUGUCGCACGCUGGGCUGUCAUCCGAUUGCGCAUGAAGAUCAACUGGCUCCGGAAAAGCUCGGCACGGCAGCCAACGUGGCCGACGUCUGGAUGGAAGGCGGACACAACAAAGUAGUAAAGUUUACUGGGGUGGCCAAUCCGGGAAAAACGGUCACUGUUCUAUUGCGAGGUAGUAACGAGCUUGUUCUGAGCGAAGCAAACCGUUCUUUACACGAUGCGCAGUGUGUCGUACGCUCGCUCGUGAAAGAGAGGUUCUUGAUUGCGGGUGGAGGCGCAGCAGAAACCGAAGCUGCUCUCCGUUUGAAGGAGUACGCGGUUGGUUUGACUGGAAAAGACGCUUACUGCUUUGCAGCCUUUGCGGACGCCCUCGAAGUGAUUCCGUACACACUAGCUGAAAAUGCCGGUAUGAAACCGAUUGAAGUGGUCACCGAACUCCGAGCAAAACAUUCGGCUGGUAUGCAGGGUGCCGGCAUCAACGUGAAAAAAGGAAUCGUAUCGGACAUGUACGAACUGAAUGUUUUGCAGCCCUUGCUUGUAUCGACGUCGGCAAUCCAACUUGCCACUGAAACGGUUUCUAUGAUUAUGAAGGUGGAUGAUCUUAUUGUGGUGCAGUAGUAACCUAGCUAGAAGGACUGACACUGGCG
Phaeodactylum tricornutum CCAP 1055/1 is the source of this 1711-nucleotide messenger RNA. RefSeq lists its product with no specific name. Bases 93 to 1682 code for a protein of 529 amino acids. Gene Ontology annotation, cellular component: chaperonin-containing T-complex. Gene Ontology annotation, biological process: protein folding. NCBI's taxonomy places the organism in Eukaryota, Bacillariophyta, Bacillariophyceae, Surirellales, Neidiaceae. Gene Ontology annotation, molecular function: ATP hydrolysis activity; ATP-dependent protein folding chaperone; ATP binding. The record is from RefSeq and is a predicted model, not a curated record. The transcript is spliced from 2 exons.